Neospora caninum is the source of this 1368-nucleotide messenger RNA. RefSeq lists its product as hypothetical. Lineage: Eukaryota; Apicomplexa; Conoidasida; Eucoccidiorida; Sarcocystidae. Gene Ontology annotation, cellular component: nucleus. The record is from RefSeq and is a predicted model, not a curated record. The transcript has 11 exons. Gene Ontology annotation, biological process: base-excision repair. Gene Ontology annotation, molecular function: DNA binding; phosphoric diester hydrolase activity; endonuclease activity. The coding region runs from base 1 to 1368 and encodes 455 amino acids.
AUGCCUGUCCAAAGAGCACAGAAAGCAGCAAGGGGAGAAGAGGAGGCUGAAGGCCCUCCUGGAGUAGACAUAGAAAAACACAGCGCAGCACAUCCCGCGUUUCCUUCUUCCUCCCGUGCUUCUCCCUCCGGCUCUUCUGUCUCGGUUUUUCUCUCUACUUCGAUUGGCUCGGCUCUUUCCUGUUCCGAGGCGUCUCCUUCGGACGGCCCGCAGGCGAAAGAGGGACAACAGAGGAAAAACGCGGAGGCCGAGCGUGAACGAGAAAAGAGACAGGAACAGAAACGAACGGCGCCCUUGAGCAUUGUCACCUGGAAUGUCAACAGCAUCGCUUCCCGGAUUCGAGACACUCGCCAGUGGUUUUACUUCUCUAGUUUUCUCCAGAAGGUCAAUCCGGACAUCCUCUGUCUCCAGGAAGUCAAAUUGGCGGCUCAUGGCCCCCCUGGCGCAAAGCGCGGCGAUGGCAUGCCGCGAGACCGAUCGCGGAUAAAGGAGUCGGACAAGGUCAGCAGCGUGGAGGCGCGGGAAAUCAGAGAGGCACUCAACACCCUGCUUCCCGACCACAAGUUGCUCAUCUCGCUGGCUGAUUGGCGAUACAGCGGACAGAUGAUGUUCAUUCGAAACGACCUCCCGGAAGGGCGCAUCAUUCUGGCGGAAUUCAGUCCGUUCUGCGUUCUCACGACGUACAGCCCCAACAACGGCGGCACGCCCAAGUCGUUCGAGAGGAGGCGGCUCUGGGACGAACGCAUGCUCGAAUUCGUGACCCAGUUGAAGAAGCCCCUGGUCUGGGUCGGCGACCUCAACUGCGCCCCAGAGGAUAUCGACCUUUCGGAUCCGGAACAAUUUCGCUCGGUCAUCCACGAAAGUGCCGACGGCACAAUUGAUCCGGACAACAUAGGACAAGCUGGGUGCACAGACGCUGAGCGACGGCGCUUUCGGGCGAUCCUCGAGCGAGGGUGGGACCAGUGCAUGUGUUUGAAAGACUGCUUCGGAGGGUCAGGCCCUCGCGGAAUGCUUAGGGGCCUCGGAAUGCGGCUGGACCACAUCGCGAACUUCUUCGGCUCAGAUCACUGCCCAGUCUUGGUUCGGUUCAAAGAGAAGGAAACGCUGGCUUUGCCCGCUGUGGCGUGCGAGGCAGUGCGUGUCUCUGCUUCCCUGCCUCCUGCAAAAAAGCGACAAGAAGACAGCCGCCUCGACGCGUUCUUCGGAGUGAAACGGCGGGCGCCUGCGCCUGGUGAAGCGGGGCAGAAAAGGACGAAAGCGGAAGAAAUUGUCAUCUCCGACUCCUCUGAUGAGGAGCGGAAAGCGGCGAGCGAGGCGGCCGCGCCGCAGGCGCCCCUCGAGAACACGCGGCACGUGCAGGCCUCUUGA